GGAAAGCAUUUAUAGAUUAGAUAGUAAUAAAACUGCUUAAAUAAACUGUUAUCGGUUCUAUUUCUAUAUUUAUUGGAAAUUGUUAUAUCUUACUUCAAUAUACAUGCCACCUGCUGAAAUGAAGUUUUUUAUUUUGACGUUGUGGAUUUCAUCCUUAAUUAGUAUACAUUGUCAAAUUAUAACGCUGAAUGGUGCAUGGAGAGGGACUAUUAAUAUCUGUGAUAAGAAGCCUUCUGAAGACUGCAAUAAUGAUAUGAAUUUCAAUGCGACUGUUCCUGGAGGAAUUUAUACAGACUUAUAUAAAAAUAACAUAAUAGAAGACAACUUGCUUGGAAGAAAUGAUAUCAAUAAUCGUUGGGUCGGAAAUCAAUCUGUCAUUUACGUUAAAAAUUUUAAAGAACGGAUGGCAGUUGUCACCUCUUAUAAAGUUUGGCAGACUCUAUAGCGUGGUAAUCGUAAUGCAUCUGAUGCUCUACAGACGCUUGUCUUAGGAUUGUUAUCAAAG
Messenger RNA from Cyphomyrmex costatus, 505 nucleotides. Its product is annotated as probable beta-mannosidase. NCBI's taxonomy places the organism in Eukaryota, Metazoa, Arthropoda, Insecta, Hymenoptera, Formicidae. Bases 104 to 445 code for a protein of 113 amino acids. The record is from RefSeq and is a predicted model, not a curated record. The transcript is spliced from 5 exons.